CUCAUGAACCUCCUCCGGCACACGAUGACGUCCAAGUCGGGUGGGUAUAUCACGCCGCGCUUGCACGUCCCGCAGGAGGUCUGGUCCCAGGGCGGGGCGAAGCUCGCAAACCUGCCCGAGAAAGUGCGAGCCGUGGAGGUACUGUGUUCCGCUCUGGAAGAGAUCCAGAACUCGAGCCAGGAGUUCUUUGGCUUUGGCUCGCUCACGGGCCAGGGUAUGACCGCGAUCGCGAAGAAAGAGGGCGAGGCGUGGGGUGCUAAGCUCGAGGACUUUGCCACGGUCUGCGACGGGAUCGUGGGGAGCUUUGGGAAGAAGCUUGGAGUAGGAGAAGGACUGAUCACGAAGAAGACCGGGGGUGUACGCAAGCUAACCCGCCAGCUUGACAAACUCACAAACACAAAAAAGUACGUCUUGGACUCCCCGGCGUCAUACGUACAGGGCCUCGCCAGGCUCUUCAACCUCUGUCAGGUCCUCGACGAGCACACGAAGGCGUUGUACUCGCAACCCGUCGCGCCUGUGUACUCUUCCCUCCCGGUGAAUGUGCAAAGCAUCCUACAGGCGCGGCUGCGACACACCUCCGAGUUCUUCGCGAACGUCGUGCUUACCUUCGUCAUCCGAGACCUGUCCCUCCUCCUGGACAAGUACGCGAAGAAGUGCGAGAAGUGGCUAGCCGAGUGA
Messenger RNA from Punctularia strigosozonata HHB-11173 SS5, 678 nucleotides. RefSeq lists its product as uncharacterized. The annotation marks the transcript as partial. The record is from RefSeq and is a predicted model, not a curated record. The transcript is spliced from 3 exons. NCBI's taxonomy places the organism in Eukaryota, Fungi, Basidiomycota, Agaricomycetes, Corticiales, Punctulariaceae.